AAUGGCACAGUCCCCUCCAUGAAUCUGACCGCUCCAUGUUCAUAUAUUGAAAGGCACAACAAUUGGGAGUCUGCUUAAAAAACUUGAACUCUGCUGGGGCCGGAGACAUCUGGAUAACCAGUCAAAACACUCAAGAGCCUUUCAUUGUUUUCUUCCUCGAAACGGAACCAGUCAGCAUGGGAGUAAGAAAGAGCUAUUAACUGCUGCUAAACAUGAUUUCCGUCUUUAGUUUUGCAAACAGGAUACUGGAGUCUGAAUGUUGCUUUGAGAAACACACUUGUUCUUUGGCUACGAAUGGGCAACCACUUGGUCUCUUUUUACCCUAAAACUCCCAGGAACCCUUUGGAUAGCAAACAUUCUGCUGAUCUUCGUGGCCAUUAUGUUGUGGCUUCUUGUCCUGCCGCUCAUCAACAGCUUCGAAGGUUUAUCAGGGUUUGAACAUGAAACGCUGUGCACCUCUAAUGCCUGCUUCACUGCACACAUGAAGAAAGAGAAGUUUAACAAGGCCAAAAAAGACUGUGACAAAAGAGGAGGAUAUUUGAUGACGAUAAGAGAUCGAAAAGAAGAGGAUGUGCUGCGCUCACUUCUCUCAUUAAUAAAAAGUCAACGACAUGGGACGCUGCUUGAAUUUUGGAUUGGAUUAAAACUCAAAGAAACCGACUGUGUAUUUGCUGACCAGCCACUCCGAGGAUUUAAAUGGGUAUCUGGAAAUGAGGAAUCCCACUACUCCAACUGGAAAGAAGAACCUGCCUCCACAUGCUUAGCAGAGAGAUGUGUAAAUAUUGAUUACAACUUUUCAAGUGAGAAUCACCUGAAAUGGACUGCUGUCCCUUGCAAAAAACGUAAAGCUUUUUAUGCAUGCAAGUUUUAUUUUAAGGGGAUGUGUGAACCUUUGGCUCUACUGGGGCCUGGGGAAAUAGCUUACACAGUACCUUUCUCACAAGACCCACUUAAAAGUCAACUGAAGUCAUUUCCUCAUGGAACUUUUGCUAUAAUUCGGUGUAGCGAUCAGGAGGAUCACAUCUCUGUGUGCAACGCUGUUAACCAUACCUACGGGUGGACUAACCUGGGCCCCUUUUGCAAAACAGGAAAGCGAAAUUGUGAAAUCAGCAAUGGUGGAUGUGAACAUUCGUGCCAUCAGGAUGCAGAUGAAAUUCGAUGCUAUUGCAAAGAAGGUUAUGAAUUGGAAAAAGAUGGACUCCGCUGCAGGAUUAAAGACUUGUGCAAUCCUGACACCUGUGAGCAUCAGUGUGUAAUGAGCGAGUCGGGAUAUUUCUGCAAAUGUCCAGUUGGCUUCGAACUGCACGAAAACCAACGCAACUGCUCUGACAUUGAUGAGUGCCAAUCACAGGCUUGUAAGGAUGACCUGUGCAUAAACACACAUGGCAGUUAUAAGUGUGCCUGCAAAGUCGGCUACAAAAUGAUGGAUGGCAAAUGCAGCGAUGUUGAUGAGUGUGCACAAAGGAAAUGUGAGCACAUCUGCUUGAAUAACGCCGGAUCGUUCUCUUGCUUUUGCAAGGAAGGCUUUGCUUUAUCUGAAGAUGGCCAUUCAUGUGACGACAUUAAUGAAUGUGUGACUAACAGCUGUUCAGGGGCUGAGUUUAAGUGUGUAAAUACUGUAGGAAGCUUCAUGUGCACACACCUGAAGAAUGAUGGAACCACUUAUGCUCCAAAUGUCACCUUUGCACCGUUAACCUCAUCAGAUUACUCAUCUUAUGAGAAAACACAAGAAAACUUUACAGAGUCCUUUACCAGAACUACAACUGAGCACCCGUACCCUCAAACAGAUUCACCCAUUCCAGACCCGGAGAACGUUACAAACAAGGAUCCACCGAGCAACACAACCGUGGCCACGAGUUUCGCCAAGACAAUCAAUUCCAGGGUGAUAAUCUGCGUCCUCGGUUCAGUUAUUCCUCUUGUCGUGUUGAUUGCAAUUACUUUGUUUUUUGCAAUUUUUCGAUGCACUCGCUCUAAAAAAGAAAUGAAGAAGAACACCACUGCAGAUGGCUACUGCUGGGUGUCAUCUGGCUUGGAUCCACGUUUAGAGAAACUAUACGAGUCCAUCUUGACUGAUGACCCAUGAUCAUUUAGUGACAGAAAAGACUGACUAGAGUUAUUAUGUUUAUUUAUGCAAUUCUUGCAAUCUCCUGUGAUUACACUACAUAUCAAAAUGCAAAUCAGAAAACUUCAUUGUCCAUCAAAUAGUAUUUGAAUAAGAGUAGAGUCAUAAUGGGGAAAAAAAUAGAAAAGUAAAUGAGUGUUAAGUGGAAGUGCAUAAUAUGCUGUAGAGAUUAUGAAGGAUGUGUAACAACUGUUUUUAUUGCACUGUUAAUAGUCUGAGGCAAUGUAAAUAUCUUUACCUAUGAGAAAGUUACCAGUAUUUGCCGUAAAAAAUGUCAUUUAAUGUUAAGAUCAGACACUUUUCUUCGUUUGUUUGUGACAAUAUUUUAUGCUUUUGUGUAUAAUCCUGCUAUUACCUCCUGUCCUGAGAAUGUGCCUGUGUAAUAUGAAGACAAAAGAGGACCUUUAGCUUUAAUAUCACAGAAAAUGAUCAUUUGACCAUUUACUUAUCACUCUACAACCUGUGCCCCAAAUAUAAAAAGAAAAAAGAAAAAAAAUACACAAGUAUCAAAGUAAAAGUACUUAAGAGAUAUUAUUUGUAUAAUAUGAUCAAUAGUACUGGUGCAUUAAAAUGUUAGUGGUACUUUGCUGUUUGAGCUGGCUAAAAUAUAACAUAAUCUACAAGUAAAAAGUGGACUAACACGUAUAUUCUCCAGAGAGUAUACCUCACAAGUAUUCUUAAGAACUUAAAGGUACUUUUUGAAAAAAACAAAACAAAAACAUUGUUUAAAAGAGCUUCAAAGGUCAAAGCUUUUGUACUGUGUUGCAGCGAUAUGAACUGAAGUUGUAAUAGGCUCUGGCUGUAAACUCUCAUUUGGACCACGUGAUAGUACAGCGAGUUAUUUUGACCUGCCCAGAGUUCAGCACAACACAUUUCAGCCUUUUUAAAGAUAUUAUUAAACUCCAUCCUGCUAAAACAGGGCAGACUCAGACUAUAAUAAAAAACAAAAGGUGCCUUUCAAAAUGUUUAAAUAUGCUGGUAAUUUUCUUGUUUUGUUGAACAAGAAGUACCUUUAAGUGAACAUAUUUAGUCUCUGACAAUGACAUGUUGUACUUGUACACACCAACAAAUGAGUCUUUUUGAUUGGAGUUCCACAUCUACACGCCAUAAUGUAAAGAUGAAACUGGUGUCAACUGAUAUACUGUAAGUAUAAAAUCUAAAACGAAUUGUUUGCGUUUUUUGCUGUGUUUUUUAAUAAAAUAUAUAUAUGUGGACUGUGCUAUCUGUUGUUCUUAUUUUACAUAUAUAGAUAGCACUACAAUUCAUGAAGCCCAUUCUAUUACCAGAAUCAUUGUUUAUGUUUUUGUAAAGAUUAAUUUGCUAGUAUUUGAAUCAAAUUUAAAUUUAAUUUAAUAUUAUUGUUAUUAUCCAUGGAUUUAUUUUAAAGACAUUACUGUUUUUGAUUAGGAUGCCAAAUUAAACCUUACAUUCCUGAAAAAAAAUAAUUUAGUGGUUCAGUGUUCUGCUUGAUUAAUUCCUGACUUCUCAGAGGUCCAGUGUGCCGGCUCAAAUUUUGGUAUAGAAUUGUGAAUCUUGAUUUUAGGCAAGUACUUGUAUUUGUUUGGCAGUUUAUAUAAGAGUCCUGUGCAUAUAUUUAGUAUAUCUAUACAUUGUUCUUCAUUUUGUUGCUGUUGGUCCUGCUUAAAGAAAAAAAAAAAUGUGUUUAUCUCAUUUCCUUCCUGAGAGACCCUGUUUCCGCAGUGGCACAAAGACUGGAAAAUCCCCAUCAUUUAACACAGGCAACCUUUUGUACUCCACUAUGAGACAGCAUGGCCUGCUUGCAGACGAGAGUGCCUGUGCUUAGGAUGAGUAUGACUAUUCUGAUGGUUUUACUGACUCUUGGAAAAGGAUUGGAUAUAAAGCAGCCUGGCCACUGCAGGGCCGUUUGCAGUCACUAUGGCAAACCUGACUGCAUAACUCUAAACCAAGGUGAAGUGGAUUUUAAAACAGCUGAAGAGGCCUGCCAUGACAGGAAAGGAGAACUUCUGCAGUUGUGCUCUAAGAGUGAUAAGAGGUUGUUUGACAUUCUGAGCCAGGAAUUGUUUGGGAACUACUGGAUCGGGCUGCAUUUACCAGCUGGUGCUUGCAGCAACCUCUCAGCUCCACUGAGAGGCUAUAAGUGGAUAUCUGGCAGACCGGGCAUCACCUUUCUUCCAUCUUGGAAUAACCACAUUCAACUCUGCUCUCCACACUGCGCAUCACUUUCAAGUGAUGAAAAAUGGACAGAGAGACCGUGCUCGGAUAAAGCUGAUGGGUUUAUGUGCAAAGUUGAGCUCCAAGAUGUAUGCCAUGGACAAGAAGUAUCGCAUCCAACCUUUUUUCAAAGCUAUAAAGGCUGUUCAUCUGGACCAUGUGAGCAGAACUGUGAGGAUUUUAAGGGGGGUUACACAUGCUCAUGUUUCGAACAAUAUAUACCAGACAACAAAGACCCCAGGCAGUGCAAACCACACUGUGCACAAAAAAGAUGCCCUAGUAUACAAGAGGCUGGCUAUGACAUAUGUCCUGAAGGCUUUCUAAAGGUUGACGGUAACUUUUGUGAGGACCCUAAUGAAGGUCCAGUCACAACUCCUCCCGUUGUAGCGUUUGUCAAACCACCCAUCAGCAACAAUACACUGAAGGCUUCUUCUGUUCCUGGGGUGCACUUUCUGUGGAUUUUGAUUGUGGUCGUUGUUGUCAUUGGAUCUAUUUUUGUCAUCAGGUUUUAUGUAGUUAAGCGUUACAGGCAAAGAGAAAAUUCUAAUCGCAACAAUGUUGUGACUUAAUCAUUACCCCAAAAUGACAGAGUCCUCUGGCUCUUUGUUGUUUAUCGUAGACUUGGGUAUUCUUGGGUGUUGUCUCCUAAUUAUUUAAUGGUACACUCAUGAACCUAAAGGUGUGGUCCACAUCACUGGGAGCAGAAGACGCUAAAUGUUUAAAUGGCUUAACCAGUCAAAGUAGCUCUAACCUACACCUCCAAUUACCGACUGGCCUCCAACUAUUAGCUCCAGUCAUAUUUUCUUUCUCAGAAGCCUGACCAGCAGGCUGAGCCUAUAGUCAUUAAUCAUGCUUUAAUUUGUGUGUUUUUAGUCAGAAAGGAUUGUAGGUUAGAUGAACAACUGGCCAGAUGUAUAGAUGAACGUAAAGAAUUCCAAAUGUUUCACAUCUCAUUUUUCCUUUUGGAAAACAAGAAAAGUGAGAACUACAUUUUGAUAUAUGAAACAUUUUAACAGCUAUCAUUUUAGGAGGUUUACACCUUUAUUUUAUUACAUAAUUUCCGAGCUUAUAUGAAGGAAAACCAAUGUGCUCUUGUUCUUGUUACUACUACUACUACUACAACAUCAUCUUUAUUUCAGACAUAUACAACAAACCAAUACACACACACACACACACACACACACACACACACACACA
Oreochromis aureus is the source of this 5512-nucleotide messenger RNA. RefSeq names its product complement component C1q receptor-like. NCBI's taxonomy places the organism in Eukaryota, Metazoa, Chordata, Actinopteri, Cichliformes, Cichlidae. The record is from RefSeq and is a predicted model, not a curated record. The transcript has a single exon. Gene Ontology annotation, molecular function: calcium ion binding. Bases 380 to 2083 code for a protein of 567 amino acids.